Chironomus riparius is the source of this 981-nucleotide messenger RNA. The record is from the annotation of a GenBank genome assembly. Lineage: Eukaryota; Metazoa; Arthropoda; Insecta; Diptera; Chironomidae.
AUGAGAGCUUGGCAAAUUUUUGCUGGCUUAUUGCUUGUGCAUGUAGUCUUAUCAAGUGCCUAUACAUUAUAUGGAUCUUCUAAUGAGGAUCAAAAGGAAUCAAGUGAUUUAGAAGUUGCAGCAUCUGAUUGGGGACAUGGUUGGGAUGACAAAGGUCAUGGUGGAGAUGAUGGAGAUAAAGGGGGUGAUGAUGGGGGUAAAGGGGGAGAUGAUGGGGGUAAAGGGGGUCAUGGUGGAAGUGGAGGGGGAAAAGGGGGAGAUGGGGGUCAUGGUGGCAAAGGAGGGGAUGGUGGUGAAUCAGCACAUGAAGAAUCAGGAGGUUCAGAACAUGGUGGGGAUAGUUUUUCAAGUGGUGGAAGUAAAGGAGAUAAAGGACACAAAAAGAAGAGUUCAUGGGACAAGAAAGAAAAAGGAUCACAUCAUAAAGACGAGCAUCAUGGAGAAGAAGGAGAAGAAGGUGGACACAAGAAGUCAUCUUACGAUGAAGGAGAUUCCUACUCUGAACAUCAUGAUGAAGGAAAGAAAUCAAAAGGUGGCAAACAUGGUCACAAGAAGUUCCAUAAAAAAGGUUCAAAGACAACAGGUCAUCAUAAAACAGGACACACUGAUGACUAUCAUAAGGAACAUAAAUUCUAUGAUGAUAAGCAUGAUGAAGGAAAUCAUAAGAAAUAUGGAAAAGACAGCAAACAUCAUCACGAGGAAGAAGGAAAACACGGCAAAGGAGGUCAUCAUGAAGAAGGCUUUAAAGAAGGUCAUAAUAAGAAGAAAGGAGGCACAGAUAAAGGACAUUUCGAUGAAGACCACAAACAUUGGGGUGGCAAGCACGGUUCCGAAUCUCAUCACUCUCACAACGAUAAGUUUGGAAAGAAAGGUGGAAAGAAGGGCGGAAGUGAACAUGGUUUCGGUUCAAGCUCAGGAGGAGGUGGAGGUGGACAUGGUGGUCAUGGAGGUGGAAAAGGAGGUCAUGACGAUGAUCAUUAG